GCUGAGUCUCGCCAGACCGACACAGACAUCAACGAGAGCCAACAAGGAGAUAACCAACAUGCAACAACUCGACAUAUCGUAGUAGAGAAAGCGGGGAUACAAUUGAGUCAAGUUCACAAAAUAUAGAAGAAGCCACGACUCUCAUCUUUCACCACUGAAUCAUCAUUAUCAUCACGGUAUUAUUAAGUGAACAAGGUGAAAAAAUAAAAAGGGGAUCGUGCUGGGUGAAAGUGCACUUUCUCACACUGGAAUCAGGCACCACUCGCUCACCCACUCUGCUAACUUCCAUACGUUGACGUUCAACAGAAAGAAGAAGAAGACGGCCAAGAAACCGCACGUUUUUUAUUGACAACGGGACGGGUAGUAAGUAGUAGUUCGUGGUAGUGGUGGUGGUGGGUGGUAGAUGCAACAAUCUGCCUCUCGUCUUUCACAGAAAAUAGGAUCCCAUCUUCUCCUUAUCCACGUCCACCCACCGUUCGUGGUGAAAGUGUGGGUUGUCGUCAUUAUUGCGUUAAAAAUAAAAUAAAAAAACGGGAAUGAAAAGUUUCCGGUUACAUUUUCCCUGUGAUACAUACAUAUGUUUACUCGCUAAAUAAGUAAAUCUCCACUCUUGCUGCCCACGCACAAAUCAAUUUCCGUCGGAGAAAGCAAACCAAACCAAAGCGGUGAGAUCAAUUAAUUAUCACUACAAAGAAGAGAAUUAUUAAUGUAGGUUUGACUAUUUUAUGCGAGUUAGUACUUAUUUGUGAAGUAAACCAAGCUAAAUUUGCGACAAACAGCAUGAGAUGAAGUAUCAAUAAUGGCUUUCUCCACUCCUCCUUGCUCGUUGGGACAUGAGGUUACCACUCUUCUGCUGCUUGUUACCCCUCCACAUGUCUGUGAACGGAAUAUCUUCCUGCCGUGACGUGAUGUGACAUCGACAUCCAAAUAUUAAACGCUCAAGUGAAAGAGACACAGAGACGCUUUCACUUUUCGUUAUUUCUCCAUCUUCUUGUAUCCAUGUACCUGGAAAAUAACGUGUCAUAUGAAAUUACCAUCCAUCACUUCCAGGAGAGACAACCACUUUGUUUCAGUCGCCAAAAACGGCUCAAUAUUGAUUAAACGGGUAGUUGUAGCGUGGAGCUGUCAAUGCGAACCACGGAUCCUGCUUAAUGGACGUAACGUGAUGAAACUAAUGAAUCUAAUUGAAGCAAACCAAAUCCCUUCAAUCAAUUAUAUCCGUGAUGAAAUGGUGAAAAGUCACCCCUGCCAACAAAACCGACCCUGCUUUCACCAUAACUGUCACGUGCAUGUCGAGUGAAAGUUGGGUCGACUACUUCAUUACGAUAAGGAAAGCGUGAUAAGCGGAUUACCAACCAACCACAACUCUCAAGAUCUUGCCUCCUAGCGUUGAAGAAAAAAGUCGAGAGAGAAAGUUGGAAGAGACGUUAACGUACGUAAAGUUGGUGUAAGUGUCGUCCAAAUCUGUGACAUAGACAUAACAUCGACAUGGCAUGGUGACACAAUCGUGUUACCAUGAAAAAAGGUGGGAGCACCUCUUUACCGCAAAAUUCAUUGCAUUCCGGUCACCACGGAGAACAAUCAGCAUAAUUUUAUUAGUGAGAUUGCGCCAACAUACAUGCGCUGCCGUGUCGUAAGCGCGAUAGAUGACACUGCCAUUGGAAUAAUGGUCCACCAAGGCGACGGCGAGGCGACGAGCGUGGUCCGACGGUGAUAAAUAAAUAAGUGAAAGUGUGAACAGGAAACAACGGCCCGAUCUCCGUAUUCCAUUCUUCUACCGGAAUUUUGCUCACAGACGAAAAAAAAUACACCGUUCUGUUGUUGCUGCUUUCUCCUCCUGCUGACUCUCUCUCUCUCGGAGAUCGUGGGUUCUUCAUGACAUCGUACUUUCCUUAUUACCUUGCGCUCUUUGGACUUCUUUUCUUCAUCUCUGUCAUUUGUUGCUGCAUUAAGCUAAUAGACAUAAUUGACCAGCCAGUUUCUCGACCAAGCACCAACAUGCCCGCCUGGAACUACGCCAACUACUUACAAAACAGCCCCGUCGCGAUCCUAAGUCCGCAACCGGACCCAUACUUAAGAUGUGCCAUGUUGGCAGAAAACCACGGCCUCACGGUGGAGGAAUACCUCACCGCCGCGGCGAGUGGUCCAGGCCUGUACACAUCCACCUCUCGAGACGUGAUAUCUGCUCAGUACAGCAAUACAGCUGCUAAUCACCACAGUUUGCCUGCACCCCCGCCACCCGCCCCGGCCCCGUCGCCCAACCCGCAGUCGGGGGGGUCGUCAUCUCCACCCAUCUAUAGAAUUCCAGUACCUGACUUUGCAGUCCAGCCGACACCGUCGCCCCUCGCUCAACAACGGUCAGCCCAGUCGCGCCGGAAGCGGGAAACGUUUCGCCAGUCUUCCCUGAGAGAAAGGGAAAGUCGGGAUGGAGGAGAAAGUAGUGGGCCGACGAGGUCCCGAUCAAGGUCCAGCAUGCGGGAAGGACGUCAAUACCCACCAAAGUAUGAAGACAUUUGUUUCGAUGUCUGACUGCCACUAUCGCACUUAAUCUUAGCUAGGUUUAGGAGGGAGUGAAAUGGUCCCAAGAGUCUAGACUUAAGGGGGCAAUUGAUUAAAACGGCGAGUUUAGGAGAAGGAGAAACCAAUUGAGCUCUAAACGAGCCGGUAAUUUAUGAUAUUUCUUUUAUGAAGCAAUUAUUUCGGGAUAUUACGUACCUUUAUUAUCCUUCUGAGAAGUAGUAGUUACAAGGGAGGUUUCCCAGGGGAUGCUCUCAGAUUUUGCGAAAUCUAGUGGGAAUCGAGGACAAAUUUGAUUAG
Messenger RNA from Folsomia candida, 2817 nucleotides. RefSeq lists its product as uncharacterized. The record is from RefSeq and is a predicted model, not a curated record. Bases 1876 to 2529 code for a protein of 217 amino acids. The transcript is spliced from 4 exons. Lineage: Eukaryota; Metazoa; Arthropoda; Collembola; Entomobryomorpha; Isotomidae.